AAGCGUGGAGGCAAGAGCCACCGGGUCCUGACCCAACGAGACACUCGCCUCUGGCAGUCUGCCUCUUGGCGAAUUUGAUACGUGGGGGCAUCACUUCACUUUUCCUUGGCACUCUUUGCCCCAGUUUCCCUUUCUCACUCCCAGGACCCAGCCCAGGCGCUCUCUCUGCCUCAAUCCUCCCUCCCUCCCUCUUCUCCCGGUGUACAGCCUUCUGCGGGGCUGCACGAACCCCAGAACCGCGGGAAGAGAAGCCCCCACCCCUCGCCAUGCAGCGCCUCGGACCCUGGUCUCGGGAGGCCUGGGCUGCGCUGGCUCUCCAGUUGCUGCGACCUCCCCGCGCCCCCUGCGCCGGAGCAACGCUGCUUUUCCGCCGGGUGCAAGGAGGCCUGGUGCAGCCUCCAGCGCGGGAGUUUGCAGAGGCCAGGUUGAAGACUCAGCUGGAAUCAGAUAAAGAGAAAUCCAGUUUUGUUAUCAAGACUCCCAAGGGUACCAGAGAUCUUGGCCCUCAACAGAUGAUUAUUCGAGAGAAAAUCCUUACUGCUGUCAUCAGCUGCUUCAAGCGCCAUGGAGCUAAAGGGCUAGACACUCCAGCAUUUGAACUAAAGGAAGUGCUAAUGGAGAAGUAUGGAGAAGACUCCAGACUCAUCUAUGAACUGAAGGAUCAGGGUGGGGAGCUACUGGCUCUUCGAUAUGACCUCACAGUCCCUUUUGCUCGUUACCUGGCCACGAAUAAGAUAAAGAAGAUGAAAUGCUAUCACAUUGGGAAGGUGUGGCGACGGGAAAGUCCCUCCAUAACCCAAGGUCGAUACCGGGAGUUCUGCCAAUGUGAUUUUGACAUUGCAGGUCAUUUUGAUCCCAUGAUCCCUGAUGCAGAGUGUUUAAAGAUCAUAUAUGAAAUCCUAAAUGCGUUGCAGUUGGGGGACUUCUUAAUUAAGGUGAAUGACAGGCGAAUUCUGGAUGGGAUGUUUGCUGUCUGUGGUGUCCCUGAUAACAAAUUCCAACUUAUCUCUGCUUCAGUGGAUAAGCUGGGCAAGAUGUCCUGGAAGGAUGUGAGACAAGAGAUGGUAGGAAAGAUCGGUCUGGCCCCUGAAGUGGCCGAUUGCAUUGGGGUUUACAUCCAGCAGCAUGGUGGAGUGUCCCUAGUAGAGCAGCUGCUGCAGGAUCCCAAACUCUCACAGAACAAGCAGGCCCUGGAGGGGUUGGGGGACCUGAAACUGCUAUUUGAGUAUCUGACACUGUUUGGUAUUACAGAGAAGAUCUCCUUUGACCUGAGCCUGGCUCGAGGCCUGGACUACUAUACAGGGGUGAUCUAUGAAGCAGUGCUUCUUCAGACCCCAGCCAGACAGGGGGAGGAACCACUUGGUGUGGGCAGCGUGGCUGCUGGAGGGCGCUAUGAUGGGCUUGUUGGCAUGUUUGACCCCAAGGGCCGCAAGGUGCCAUGUGUGGGGCUCAGCAUUGGGGUUGAAAGGAUCUUCUCCAUUGUGGAACAGAGGAUGGAGGCCACUGAGAAAAUUCAGGUGACAGAGACACAGGUCCUUGUGGCUGCAGCACAAAAGAAUUUCCUUAAGGAACGGAUGAAACUGAUUGCAGAGCUCUGGGAUGCUGGGAUCAAGGCUGAGAUGCUUUAUAAGAAGAACCCCAGUUUCCUGACUCAGCUGCAUUACUGUGAGGAGACAGGCAUUCCACUGGUGGCCAUUAUUGGGGAGCAAGAACUAAAAGAUGGUGUCAUUAAGCUUCGUUCUGUGGCCAGCAGGGAGGAGGUGGACAUUAAACGGGAAUAUAUCGUAACUGAAAUCCAGAGGAGAAUGUCUGAAUCCUGAUCUUGCCAGUUUUUCAUCUGCUACUUGUUCCAGUGGUGAAGAUCUAGUCCACUAUUAUGGCCCUAUCCAGUUUCACAUUUGGGUCAGGGUAGACUACACAUCCCUUCUGCCUCCUUCCUGCAACUCCCUCCUCUGUGCUCCUUGUUUGGAGGUGGGGGAGUAUCAAUGGCACAUGGGCUUCUGAAUCCUCUUGAUUUAAAUCAGUGGGUGUUCGAGAGGAAGCGGGAGCAUCCACUUUUAACAGGUGGGGGAUAGUGCCUUCUAUAAUAAGAAUGUCACAGAGACACUACAGAGACAGUGGUACGUUUGUACUAUCACUGACUGCAAAUAAGACUUUAAGUUGAACUGUGUUCUUUGAGCAGUCUUUGAGGGAGUUAAAUUCUGAAGGAAUCUUGAAGUGUGAGGAAGUUCUUUCUGAGGUCAGAACUUAGAUGCUCAGUAGAGGUCUAAACCAACCAGGAAAAAAGCUUGACUGUCCUAGAGAUAUGCUUCCAGCCUGUUAUUUCUUGCUUUGAGUGUUGUAAGGAGACAGGGAGGAGGGAGGAGUGGAUGUCUGAUUGAGUCCAAACUCAAAUGAGAUAAAAAAGGCAUGAUGUAACUCCUUUCCUAGCUUUUCUCCCUUGUGCUAGGGAUAAACUCAUGUUUAGCUUCCUCGUGGUUUUGGAUGUUGAAUUGAGCAGGUCACUUUAGCUCUCCAGGCUUCAGUUCCUUAUCUGUAAAAUGAAGAGGUUGGACCAGAUGACCUCUAGUUGUGCCCACAUGUAUGAAACAUGUCCCCAUGAACCAUAACAACAAAAAGGAACACUUGAUAAGUAAGGGUGAGAUUGGUGCUUUCUCCCCCUCCACUGAUCCUAGGUAUAAAACUAUCCUAUCGUUGCGAUCUUUUUCCUGGGCCAGACCAGCUGCUGUUACUAUCCUGUGACUUCCCACAUGAGUAGCUAUUUGGAGAUGAUUUUAUAAUAUAUUGAAUGUAACUAAUUUAGACACUUUGUAAUUAGAAGCAUUUUAUUUACAUUAAGUACAGGGAAUGAUUUGGGUAUAAAAAUCUGGGCUAUCUUUGGUCUGGGAAUAUAACUUUACUUUUACAUAUUACGACAUUUCUGUGGAGAUUUCUGUUCCCAGGAUCCUCAGUCCUUACUAUAAUUAUUCUGUCCUUGGGAAGGUGCCAAGUUCCGAGUGGCAUCUAGUGUUUUGGCCCUUUAUUAUGUAGCCAGUGGCAGGCAUUUAAGUAGACUCGUCUCCUUUGUCACUGCAACACAGGAGGAAAACACCCAUGUACUUAAUAUUCCCAAUGUUUGCAACCGAAGUGUUCCCAGCCUAUUCCUUAUGUCUCCUUUUCUCCAUUGUUAGGAAUGUAUAACUAAAACUACUCCUACAAAGGUCAUUAUGCUCAGAAGACAAGCUUGGGCUUUUCUGGGUUUCAGGACUGAUUUUGCAAGCCUAAGAUCCAAGAACUGUGUCCUCCUACUCCAGGCCCGCCUUUGGAAAGGCCGCUGAAGACCGUGGGAGGUGGGGGUGGGGCAGUGGAGGGUGGGGGGAGGUGCCGGGUUCUUCCCUCGCUGUGGCUUCAGCUUCUGAGCAAGGCCGGGUCGGCCUCGGACCCUCACUGAGUUGGCCGCUUUGUGGGACCCUCUUCCCAGGGGAACUUAGGACUGGUGUCGAAUGUCAGUCUCCCAUCUCCCCGCCCCCGGGGGCGUGUACCUUCCUGGGCAUUCUGAUUUUGUUUGGUGCCGUGUGAGCCAACCACAACCUCUCUGGGCUUGUUUCCACGUCUGUAAAACGAGGGUUGGGCUUAAUCUUUGAUUUGUAAAAGACAUAACAGGAAAUAAAAGGUACUUCCUAUCG
This is a messenger RNA of Vombatus ursinus (common wombat), 3665 nucleotides long. RefSeq names its product histidyl-tRNA synthetase 2, mitochondrial (gene HARS2). Gene Ontology annotation, biological process: histidyl-tRNA aminoacylation. Gene Ontology annotation, cellular component: mitochondrion; cytoplasm. Lineage: Eukaryota; Metazoa; Chordata; Mammalia; Diprotodontia; Vombatidae. The transcript is spliced from 13 exons. Gene Ontology annotation, molecular function: ATP binding; histidine-tRNA ligase activity; identical protein binding. The record is from RefSeq and is a predicted model, not a curated record. Bases 267 to 1820 code for a protein of 517 amino acids.